This is a messenger RNA of Galdieria sulphuraria, 533 nucleotides long. Its product is annotated as small nuclear ribonucleoprotein D3. The record is from RefSeq and is a predicted model, not a curated record. Bases 3 to 380 code for a protein of 125 amino acids. Gene Ontology annotation, cellular component: precatalytic spliceosome; spliceosomal tri-snRNP complex; U2 snRNP. Gene Ontology annotation, molecular function: RNA binding. The transcript is spliced from 2 exons. NCBI's taxonomy places the organism in Eukaryota, Rhodophyta, Bangiophyceae, Galdieriales, Galdieriaceae. Gene Ontology annotation, biological process: spliceosomal snRNP assembly; RNA processing.
AGAUGUCAGUUGGAAUUCCUAUCAAGCUUUUACACGAGGCAAUAUCACAAACAGUUACUGUAGAAACAAAGAGCGGUGAUUUGUACCGUGGAACUUUGUAUGAUGCAGAGGAUAAUAUGAAUUGUCAACUCAAAAAGGUGACUUGUACUGGAAGGGACGGGAAAAUCACUCCCUUUGAACAUGUCUUCCUAAGAGGUAGUAAAAUACGUUUUUUUAUUGUUCCAGAUAUAUUAGCGAAUGCGCCCAUGUUCAAAAGAGUGGAAGCUAUUAAAGAAGGAAAGACUGGAAGAGGUUUAGGAUUAGGUAGAGGUCGAGGCUUUAUUGGAGGUCCUGUAAAGGCAACUAUACGGGCAAGGAUCAAAAGGCAGCGAACUACGUAAAGUUUUUGCGAUUCCUGCAAACACGGAACGAUUUCCAAAGACCUUGGUGGUUUGAGGAAAGUUAUCAUAGUGUCUACUUGUUCAAGUUUGCUUAGAUGGGUUAUAUCUUGUGUUUAUCCAGAAUGCACUAUAAAGUAUAGAGAACAUUGCCAA